AGGUUAGGGUACAAACUAAAGAGAACCAGCUAACAAAAUGGCGUCAAAAUUGAAUCCUCCGUCUGACUUCGCUUCUGGAAAAAAGAAAGAGGUUUACACAGACCAUGAUAAGGUUGAUUUACUACCACCAUCAGCAUUUGAGACACAUACCGUGGAUGCAGCUUGGAAGGAAUUGGCCAGAGCAACUAAUGAAGUCAUGUCACUUAAACUGGAAAACCAGAAGCUUUUAAGGGAGAAGACACCUAUGCCCCAAUUUAUUCCACAAUUUGGAACAAGAGUGAGAGAAGAAAUUUCCAAAGAUGAAGAAAGAAAGUAUAUAGAUGAAAUAAUUAAACAGAGCAGUGAGAUAUCAGACUUAAAGAAAGAAAUCCAGGUGUUAAAGUCCAAACACAAGGAAGAGCUGCUAGAGAUAGAGAAACAACAGACUUACAAGGAACGGCAACAGGUACAGCGAUCUGCUGAGUUAGCCGCGGAAUUAAGGACUCUGGAGGAAAGAUACGACAUGGAAAUCAACAAACUGAGUUGUGACCACCAGAGACAGACUGAAGAACUAGAGGGUAUUAUACAAGGAUUGAGAGAUGAACUGUCCUCGACACUGUCAAAGUCAAAGUCAAGGUCAGAAGAGCUUGAGUGUCAGUUGAAGGAGACACAGGAAGAGUUGUCCAGGAAAGUGGGAGAUCUUGAGGCAGAACUUAGAUCUAAAAACCAGACUGUAGAAAACCAGUCCAAACAGGUGUUACAGCUGAAGAAUUACAUUGGAGAAUCAGAAACUAUUCCCAGGCCUGUGGAGAUCUGGAGAAAAGAGAAAGAAACCCUGGAAAACAGACUCAAGAUUUCUGAAAUAGACAGGGAGAAUUGCCAGUCUAAUCUACAGCUGUUGAACAUAAGACUGAAUUCCAUGAAAGAAAUUCUAAACCUGCAGGAGGCUGAACUAUCAAGGGCCAACAAAGAGAAAAUGGAUAAAACUAAACAAGAAAGCCUACUUCUUACAAGGUGGAGAGAGAAAGUUUAUGAACUUUUGGUACAACAGAAAUCAGUGACCAUUGUCCAGAAGAAAGAUGACCAGAACUGGCAGGAAAAGGUGUGCAACCUUCAGAAUCAGCUGACUUCAGCCAAUAACCAGAUAGUGGUUCUGAGUCACUCUCUGUCGGACAAACAGGCACAGCUGGACAUGGAGAAAAAUAACAACAAGCAAUUACAACAGGAAGUGAAUGCAGCCCAGCAGAUGGCACUAAGUCUGGAUGACAGGCUCCAUGAGAAUACAGAUACCAUGAAUGUACUCUAUCAGUUCUCUGAAAGCAUCAGCAGUAAAUUUGAAGGGAAUCUUGGAAUCAUGCAAAGCAUCCUGGGAUCGCUGAAGGCCUAUGGUCAAAGGAUCAGCUUUGCUAGUAGCCGGAUAGAGGUUUUACAAGGAAUUUAUGGAAGAAAUGAAGCCAUGAAGAAAAUUAAAGGAGACGGUGAAGAUGUAGAUGACCUUUCUAGAGGUCAGAAUACAACUGAAAGUGUGUCGUACGUAUCAUUAGAACUCGAGCAAGUGAUGAGGGAACGAGAUGGACUCGCUGCUCAGUUAAAACAAGAUGCAGAAAACUGGAGUGAGAGACUGCAGGCUGCUACAGUUAAAUGUGGUGAAGAGAACAAGACUUUAAGAAAGACAGUGGAAGACUUAGAACAGGUGCUACAAGAAAAGUCCCAGAAAUGUUGUAAUCUAGAGGAAUUGUGUGAAAAACUGCAGGGUGAAUUGGAUGAGGCAUAUGAUAACAUUGAUCAUUUGAAGACGGAGGCAGCCAAGAGGGAAGUGGGACUUGAACAAGUGGUGACAGAGCAAAAAUCUGAGAUUGAGGCAGAAUUCCGAGAACAGUUGGCUGAGUACGACAGAAAGUUGAGUGAUGCUAAAAGAGAACACGCCAAAGCAGUGGUAUCCUUAAGACAGUUGGAGAGACAGAUGACUCGAGAGAAGGAGCGGGCGACAGAACAUUUUCAGACCAUGGAGAACCACUAUAUCCAGCAGUUAUCUGCCCAACAGGAACAGGCAAAAUCACUGGAGAAAGAGAGGAAUCUAAUGAUGGCCACACUGAGACAAGAGGGUUUGUUGAGUAAGCUGAGAGCAAAAAGGUCAGAGAUUGCCCAAUUACCAGAAAUAGAUGUUAACCAUCAGUUCUCUAAUGCCGGAACUGGUCUCCAAAACCAACCUGAAGAACAACAAAACGUGAGCAGCGAGCCAAUAUCAGCUGUGUUGGAGGAUUUAAAAGUGUUGACUGUCGCGGUUUUAGAGGACAAUUUCUCAGGUUCUGAGUCAGACACUUGAUAAAAGAUAUAAUGUUUCUGGAUUCAAACUGUGAUGUGGCCUGGUAAGACGAUCUGGGUACUAAGAAAUCUGAUCCACGGACGGAACAAUCCUUUGGUUGGUUGACAUAGAAGGAAAUAAAGCUAGGAGAUCUGAUGAAAACGUGUGUUUUGUAACGAUGUAUAGAUCAUGAAAUUAUGUCAUAUAUGUAACUUUAUUUUGACAUAAUCUCUAUAAGGAAAUUAGACCAAUAAAAUUUGCUUCCUAUUA
Molecule: messenger RNA, 2554 nt
Organism: Ostrea edulis (European flat oyster)
Lineage: Eukaryota; Metazoa; Mollusca; Bivalvia; Ostreida; Ostreidae
Product: coiled-coil alpha-helical rod protein 1-like
Exons: 19
Coding region: 38-2305 (755 amino acids)
Biological process (GO): cell differentiation; protein export from nucleus
Cellular component (GO): centriole
Source: RefSeq, a predicted model, not a curated record